UGGAUAUUUUCCUCCUUGGCUUCCUCCCAUUCUCCUCCUCUCUCUACUAUUGGUGGAAUGGCUGGGAGGGAGGGCUUCAUUUUUUUCAUUUAUAUUUUUCCUCCUCCUCCUCCUCCUGUAUGUGUUGGGAAGUUUUGUAUUGGGUCUGUCUCUGUGCUGUCUGCUGUGAGUUGGAAAGGGACGCUCUCGGGUGAGAGAAUGCUGGGGGACCCCACGGCACUCUCCCCAGACAGAGCCCUGCUCACCGGCAGCCCUAAACCUGGCUUCAGUUGUAAGAUGGUUCUACAGGCAGUAGGAAGAGUGCUAAGGUAUGCAGGUGAUGAAUAUUUGGGUGUUUUCUUGCUAAAUUAGCUGGUUGGACAUCCUGUGAAAUGUAGCUGACGUACAAUUGGAAUGCUAAGAGCCAUGGAAGAUGUACUUCGGGUAUGGGAACUAUUUAAUGUCAUGAUCGACUUUUAAAGCUCUCAAUGCUGUAUUUCCUAUUUUCAUACAUUGUAAUAUUCUCUUCUCUCCUGUUAUCAAUCUGAGAAUUGUUACCUGAUGAAUGUACUAGAACAGUCCUGUGCAAGAGCCUUUAAAAAAAAAAAAAAAAAAGUUUUAUGUCAAUCCUCUUCUAUUUUUUGUCUGCAUGCCUAGACCCAGUGGAUAAUGGCCGCACUCUUGAAUUUUACACAGGUCCUCUUAUAACCAGGCGUGCCAGUGUUUGACAAGUGGCUUGCAUGGUGCCCUUAAAUUAAUUAAAAUGUUGGGCCUGCCUGCUCUGGUGUGCUGUUCUUGCAACUUGAGCAUUGUUAAGUUGUAAAGUGUCUGUCUGCUACAGAGAAUGUGUCACAAACAAACAUUCUUUCACAUGAACUUUUGAGGUAUGGCAAUCAGGAAACCAUGGCACCUGAUGGAGGUAACCCAUGUGGCAUAGGAGGAAGCACCCCCAGCUUUGGGACAGAUUAUUUAUGAUGGGGCGCUGUGUGUGAAGAUGGACAGAUGUAUAGUUUGUGACCGGCAGAGUACGGCUAUUAGCAAUGGUUUCACUGUGCAGAGUAUAUAUAGGUGCUCACUCUUCAACCCGUGACAGAAUGAGUUAAAUUGGCACCGUGCCAUGGUAGUACCACAUACAGCGCGUCCCAACCUGCCAUAUUAAAAGCAAUUUAGAAAGUUGUCCCAUUAUUAAGUAUUGUCCUUGGUUUGCACAAUAAGUUGGAAAACCCAAGGAUUGUUGUUUUAUUCACCAUGCCAGGAUUUGAAUGAAUAAUGUUCUAAUGAUGAUAGCUCUUAAACUGUUAGACAUUCUCUGUUCAUUAAGUCUGGCUUUUUCCCCCCUCAAAUCUGAGUGCUUUCUAUGAUUGUGUUAUUCUGUAGGAGCACAGACUGUGUUUGUAAAUGUGGAUAAUUUCUUGUUUUCUGCUUCACAAACACACAAAUAGAAACUUGAAUAUGUAUGUUGAUGUUGACGAACUGUGCCUUUAACCCCUUAAGGACACAACUUCUGGAAUAACAUGGAAUCAUGACGGGAUUAAUGUCUAAAAAGUAAUUGCUAAAUAAUAUAAAUGAUUUUAGGUUGCAGAAUUUUUUUUUACAUUUUUUCUAUUCAACUUUUCAUUAUUUCCUACCUUCCAGUUUAUUAUUUUGUGGUGUGCUGUGUAGGAUCCAGUUUAGAGUUAUUGCUGACUUUGCCUUACCUGUGUUUUUAACACACUCUUUCAAUCCGGAAUCCUAAGUUUGUUUAGAAUUUAUGUGGCCAGGGUUGAUCUAGUUCAGCGCUUCCCAGCCCAGACCUUAAGGCACAGCAACCGUCUAGGAUUUAAACUUUUAUUUCAUCUAUUCCAAACCUGGACAGCUGGUGCGCACCUUGUGUACCAUUCCUCCACCAAAAAAUUCAUAAUUAAAUACAUGCAUGUUUAUAUAUUAAAUUAAAUACAUGCAUGUUUAUAUAUUAAAUUAAAUACAUGCAUGUUUAUAUAUUAAAUUAAAUACAUGCAUGUUUAUAUAUUAAAUUAAAUACAUGCAUGUUUAUAUAUUAAAUUAAAUACAUGCAUGUAUUUAAUUAUGAAUUUUUUGGUGGGGGAAUAUCUAAGAGCAUCUAGAAAUGGCUGCAGAUCUUUUAUCUGCGGUCUUUGCAAGCCCUCCCUUUUUUCCACAUCCCACAUUUUGUGUCUGUCCAAUCACAGACUUCCCAAUGUAGCUUAAUGAGAGGUUUUUGAGAGGCAGGUGCUCUGCAGAGAUAAACUCAAGAGGCCAUUGUGCAGAGUUAAACUACCUGGAAGUAACAGGACUGGUUAUCUGACAGCCUGGGGGUGUAACAAGGCUUAUUUAUAAAUGUAUGUAUUCUGGAUGUGUGGCAGCUUUGACUCCCCUAACUCCCCUAGUCUCUUCUUUCUGGUAAUAUGGUUGAUUUGCAGAAAAAGGUGCAGGGAGGCAGCGCCUGUGGUGUUUUCAAAUCCAGGGUAAUAUGUGAAAUAAGCACAGAGAACGUAAUAUAGUGUAGUAUGUCAGGAGUUCUGAUAUCUUAACAAGGACAAAGGUUAUACUUUGGAUAUGGUAGUGUGUCCUCGUGCUUGUUAGUUGGUGCUGUUCUUUGUGUUUUUAGUGGUGGUGCCGUAGCCUGGCAGGGAGGUAUCCUCAGUAGGCAGGAGAAGAAAUAAAAACAGAAUAUAGUGCUCUCUAUAUGUUAAAAAUAAAACAAGACAUACUCACAAAUGGAGGUAUUGCUCAAUCCCAAAGCGCUUAGGUGGUAUUAUCCCCACCAAGGAUAUCCCUGUGGGAGUCUUCUGGAUAAAAAAAAGCUUGAAAGAUAGGUCUGGAAUCUCCAAGUGGUAUAAAAUGAAUGAUAACUUUUAUUUGGAGAUAAAAAAAAAUAACGAAGUAUAAAAGAAUAAUAAAACAUUUAUAAAUGUGCCAAUUUCUGGUGAAAUCUGCACUCUUUGUAAAAAGAAAAAAAGACAUCAUACUCUUCAAACAUAAAGCACUCCGGAAGCUAAAGUGCUUUAGGUGUGUGUGUGUGGUGUGAUCCAAACGACUGACACUUGUGCAGACGAAAACCUUAAAAACCAUAGGACCGUGGCUAUUUCAGUAAUGCAGCCUGAGAUGGUGUGUAUGGGGCAGGUGUUUUUAUGUAGGUUUCUGUUAUAGCCAUGGUCCGAACAGGUAUGAACAGUAGAUUACUGUAAUAGAAGACAUGCUGGUAAUUGUAAUAGUGCAGCAAUGUGUCGUGGGUGUCGAUUCCUCUAAUAGAGGAGUAAGCUGGGGUUCUAUAAUGUGCAUGUGCUAGGGGCCCGGCCAUUACUUGGUGAAACACUGAUUAUUUUCUUGUUAUCGUACGGACAGUUAUUCUGUGUGUCCUGUUGUGUCCAAGGUUGUUUGGGCAAGAGUGGUGUGAUUUACAAAUGGUGUCUGUUUUAGUAAGAGCCGCCUUGUCAGCAUAGUGAUCAGCAAUACUGUGGAAACUGUGCUUUUAUAAAUGCUGGGAAAAAGAAAACUAGAUAAAAAAAAAAAACGGUUAUAAACUAGCCAGAUAUCAGAUAAGGGCACCUGUUAUUAGAAAAGAUGAAUGUAAUGCGGGUGCUGAUGGCAGUUAUAUAUAACUUUAACGAAGCAUGCUAAACUGAUCGCAGGUGAGUGAAGUGCGCACACACUGGGUGGAGAAGGUAUACCGUGGCCGGGUGUAUCCUGCAGGGUACCUUUCCUGUACUCUGUCCGUGGCCGGGUGUAUCCUGCAGGGUACCUUUCCUGUACUCAGUCCGUGGCCGGGUGUAUCCUGCAGGGUACCUUUCCUGUACUCAGUCCGUGGCCGGGUGUAUCCUGCAGGGUACCUUUCCUGUACUCAGUCCGUCCGUGGUCCGUGGCUGGGUGUAUCCUGCAGGGUACCUUUCCUGUACUCAGUCCGUGGCCGGGUGUAUCCUGCAGGGUACCUUUCCUGUACUCAGUCCGUGGCCGGGUGUAUCCUGCAGGGUACCUUUCCUGUACUCAGCCCGUGGCCGGGUGUAUCCUGCAGGGUACCUUUCCUGUACUCAGUACGUGGCCAGGUGUAUCCUGCAGGGUACCAUCCCUGUACUCAGUCCGUGGCUGGGUGUAUCCUGCAGGGUACCUUUCCUGUACUCUGUCCGUGGCCGGGUGUAUCCUGCAGGGUACCUUUCCUGUACUCAAUCCGUGGCCGGGUGUAUCCUGCAGGGUCCUGCAGGGUACCUUUCCUGUACUCAGUCCGUGGCCGGGUGUAUCCUGCAGGGUACCUUUCCUGUACUCAGUCCGUGGCCGGGUGUAUCCUGCAGGGUACCUUUCCUGUACUCAUGUCCGUGGCCGGGUGUAUCCUGCAGGGUACCUUUCCUGUACUCUGUCCGUGGCCGGGUGUAUCCUGCAGGGUACCUUCCUGUACUCAGUCCGGUGGUCGUGGGAGGUAUCCUGCAGGGUACCUUUCCGCACCUCUGUCCGUGGUCGGGCGUGUAUCCUGCAGGGUACCUUUCCUGCAUCAGCCCGCGGGUCGGGUGUAUCCUGCAGGGUACCUUUCCUGUACCGUGUCCGUGGCCGGGUGUAUCCUGCAGGGUACCAUCCCUGUACUCAGUCCGUGGCCGGGUGUAUCCUGCAGGGUACCUUUCCUGUACUCUGUCCGUGGCCGGGUGUAUCCUGCAGGGUACCUUUCCUGUACUCAGUCCGUGGCCGGGUGUAUCCUGCAGGGUACCUUUCCUGUACUCAGUCCGUGGCUGGGUGUAUCCUGCAGGGUACCUUUCCUGUACUCUGUCCGUGGCCGGGUGUAUUCUGCAGGGUACCUUUCCUGUACUCUGUCCGUGGCCGGGUGUAUCCUGCAGGGUACCUUUCCUGUACUCUGUCCGUGGCCGGGUGUAUCCUGCAGGGUACCUUUCCUGUACUCUGUCCGUGGCCGGGUGUAUCCUGCAGGGUAUGUUUAUAACGCUGUACAAUGGGUGGACUAACAGACAUGUAUUUGUUCAAGUGUGUCCAAUUCCUCUGGUUACAGAGGGAUUGAGGCCCUGCUCGGUGAGUUUACAUGUUAGAGGGAGUGGGGUAUAGUGACACAGUAACAGAGGGAUUGAGGGCCCUGCUCAGUGACUUUACAUGUUAGAGGUAGUGGGGUAUAGUGACACAGUAACAGGGGGAUUGAGGGCCUGCUCAGUUAGUUUACAUGUUAGAGGGAGUGGGGUAUAGUGACACAGUAACAGAGGGAUUGAGGGCCUGCUCAGUGAGUUUACAUGUUAGAGGUAGUGGGGUAUAGUGACACAGUAACAGAGGGAUUGAGGGCCCUGCUCAGUGAUUUUACAUGUUAGGGGUAGUGGGGUAUAGUGACACAGUAACAGAGGGAUUGAGGGCCCUGCUCAGUGAUUUUACAUGUUAGGGGUAGUGGGGUAUAGUGACACAGUAACAGAGGGAUUGAGGGCCCCGCUCAGUGAGUUUACAUGUUAGAGGAAGUGGGGUAUAGUGACACAGUAACAGAGGGAUUGAGGGCCCUGCUCAGUGAGUUUACAUGUUAGAGGGAGUGGGGUAUAGUGACACAGUAACAGAGGGAUUGAGGGCUCUGCCCAGUGAGUUUACAUGUUAGAGGGAGUGGGGUAUAGUGACACAGUAACAGAGGGAUUGAGGGCCCUGCUCAGUGAGUUUACAUGUUAGAGGGAGUGGGGUAUAGUGACACAGUAACAGAGGGAUUGAGGGCCCUGCUCAGUGAGUUUACAUGUUAGAGGGAGGGGGGUAUAGUGACACAGUAACAGAGGGAUUGAGGGCCUGCUCAGUGAGUUUACAUGUUAGAGGGAGUGGGGUAUAGUGACACAGUAACAGAGGGACUGAGGGCCUGCUCAGUGAGUUUACAUGUUAGAGGGAGUGGGGUAUAGUGACACAGUAACAGAGGGAUUGAGGGCCCUGCUCAGUGAGUUUACAUGUUAGAGGGAGUGGGGUAUAGUGACACAGUAACAGAGGGAUUGAGGCCCUGCUCAGUGAGUUUACAUGUUAGAGGUAGUGGGGUAUAGUGACACAGUAACAGAGGGAUUGAGGGCCCUGCUCAGUGAUUUUACAUGUUAGGGGUAGUGGGGUAUAGUGACACAGUAACAGAGGGAUUGAGGGCCCUGCUCAGUGAGUUUACAUGUUAGAGGGAGUGGGGUACAGUGACACAGUAAUAGAGGGAUUGAGGGCCCUGCUCAAUGAGCUUACAUGUUAGAGGGAGUGGGGUAUAGUGACACAGUAACAGAGGGAUUGAGGGCCCUGCUCAGUGAGUUUACAUGUUAGAGGGAGUGGGGUAUAGUGACACAGUAACAGAGGUAUUGAGGUCCUGCUCAGUGAGUUUACAUGCUAGAGGGAGUGGGGUAUAGUGACACAGUAAAAGAGGGAUUGAGGGCCCUGCUCAGUGAGUUUACAUGUUAGAGGGAGUGGGGUAUAGUGACACAGUAACAGAGGGAUUGAGGCCCUGCUCAGUGAGUUUACAUGUUAGAGGGAGUGGGGGUAUAGUGACACAGUAACAGAGGGAUUGAGUCCCUGCUCAGUGAGUUUACAUGUUAGAGGGAGUGGGGUAUAGUGGCACAAAAGGGAAGGGUGAAACAGUAGGUUGCUAGGAUAGUGUACCUUAUUUAAUAAUCCUCAUUUCACAGUUACAGUACAGUUGAAGUUCCCUUCUCCACAUUUGUUAUAAACAUAGAUCCAAUGCUUCGUUUUUGGCACAACCUCCAUUUAUCUUUUCAAGAGAAAACAAAAUAAUUAGCAUUGCGGGGGUGAAGACACACUCGUGCCUCAUCAUUGCUUCCUUCCCGCUUAAUCCAGAAUAGUUGCACUGUUGGUCAUGGCAAGUCCCCCAACUUACUGUGUCCUGAUGGUAAACGCAGGGAAGGAUUAAACGUCAGACCCUUCAUAUGCAAUUAUUGGUUUUCUGAUACUUCAGCUAUAGACUUUUUAAGGGUGCAUUCUAGGAAUGCAAUGAUCAACCAAAAGAGGCACACAGCAUUUCUGUUAGUACACAAGUUAAUACUCUGGAUGCACAGGUACCUGCCUUGGGGUACAGCACCAAUGGGUGCGGUAUCCAAAUAGGCAAUAUAUUGUAUUAAUGUAUUGACAAACAAAUUCUCCUUUUACAAUUGUGGUGCUCUGUAAGGGGAUCUGAAUGCAGCUGCCAGGACUCCCAGCCUCUGCUCUGGCUUCCUCCUGAGCACCGGACCAGAAGGAGCAAUUAAUAAUUGUCUGCAUCGGUGCAGACCAUAUACUCAACCACCAGGGAAUUGUUAUUGAGAUCAUUGUACCACUAGAUAUUUAUUAUUAACUCCACCAGACCACCAAGCAUUUAUUAACCCCCACUAAACCGUGUGGGAAUUGUUAUGGAGAUCAUUGUACAUAUUAAUUAUUAUUAUCCACUGGACCUCCAGGCAUUUAUUAUUGACCCCCACUAAACCACGUGGGAAUUGUUGACUCCUUCAGGACCACCAGCUCUUUAUUAUGAACCCAAUUGAAUCACUAGGAGAGUUAACACCCUUUAAAAGAAAUGUGAGCAGGAGAGGGGGCAAAAUAUUUUUAUUGUAUUUAUGCACUUAAAGUAAACCCGUAUCUCAAGCUGAACCCCUGUUUUUAUCUUUAAUUGUAGUGCUGGCAAUAUGAGAAUUAGUUUUUGACUUAGUUUCGGGCAUUCAGGCUCAGAAAGGUUUGCCAUCACUGCUCUAGGGGGAACACACUUUAUUGUGAAUGUGUGAUAUAGAAUUAAACAUAUGUAAUGUAAGAGUAAAAAAACAAAAAAAUGAAGACAACAAUUUUUCUCAGACAAGCGAAGGGCUACACCCGUCAGAAGCCUAUUGUUUUUGAUGUUUGGGUUUUUCUUACAUCCUAAGUCCCUGGCCUGCUUAAAACCCCUUUCACUUGUGUGAUCACAAAACGAGGGGGGUCCUGCAUGGGAGAUAUGAUGGGCAUCAUUUGUGAUUGCUUUAUGAUGCCUUGUAACAUCAGCUGGCCUGCGUGAAAAUCACCCUUCUCACCCAACAAACAGUCCGUACUUUCUCUUAUAUUCGGAUGUCCGUAAAGUUCCUAUGCCAGGGCUUGACAAAUGUGUUUGGAAAUUGAAGCCAGCUAAAAAAAGUUAGAAGCCAGUUUUUUUUCGUUUUUUUUUAAACUAACAGUCUGUAAUGAAUGCUGCCGCCAGACUGAUUUUCCUCUAGUCGGUCCUCUAACACCUCACCGCUCUGUCAGUCCUUACUUUGGCUUCCUGUAUCCUAUAGGAGUCAAUUCCAAGGUACUAACCCAUACCUAUAAAUCAUUGACCAAUUCUAGCCCAUCUUACAUCUCUUCACAGAUCCAUAGGUAUGCCCCUUCUCAGUCCCUCCGCUCUGCCCCUGUCUGAUACUCGUGUGGCCAACUCGCGCUUGCAGGAUUUCUUGUAGGCGGCUGCCUACUGCCAUCAGACUCUCCUUGACUUCUUACCUGGUGUUCCAUGGGCGCUUCUCCCUGUCUCUACUACAGCUACAGAAGAAUUGGAAACCUCUUUUUCACUGAGCUUAGCUUGGCUGUGCAGGCUGGGUUCAUUUGCAGAGGAAACAACUAAGCAGGAGCUUUGGGCUCUAUCUGAGUUUUAAAGGAGGUAGAGAUUGGUUUCUUGUAAUGAGAAAAACUAUUCUGAUUUUGACUCCUUUCAAUGCAGGGUCACUAGAGGGUGCAAUAGUGGUUGGGUUGCUUUGAGUGUUCCUUUAAAUGUUGUUGUUUCUUCAGGUGGCGUGUUUAGUGAAGAUAAAAUGACCGUCUGACUCGCAGAAUAGCAGCUUGUAUCUUUGCAGGCGAAUGCUGCUUUCACGGUAGUUAUGGUGUCUAACAGUUAAACAGCGACAUGGAUACUAAAGUAAGAAUUGUCAGGAAUUCUAUGUGCAAGUAAAACCAGAACAGCUGACCUGUAGAAUUUUCUUUAAUUCUAUUGUCUUGGCCUUACAUUUGAAAUUCCCUUUGAAUUCCAAAUAGUUCAUUCACACUUUUGUAAAUAUUGGGAUCUUAUCACUCAGAGUUCAGUUACUUGUUGCCCUGCUUGGCAUAAAACAUGAUGCAUAAAUGAAGUCCAAGGGUGGCCACAUAGUUGAAUGCACGGCUUGUGACUGAAGUGGAAUCUCACAACCCCUUGUGCGCACUUACAUGCUAAAAACUGCAGUGUUCCACACACAUUAUAGUGACCACUCACACAGCUCUGCUGAUAUGCUUUUAGAACAAAAGAAUAUUCUGAAACAAAACACCCGUGAAGGUCUGGUGCAAGUUUUCUUGACUCCCAAAAUGAUGCUCUCACCAUCCUCAAUACAUAGCAUGGAGAAAGGGUGUCUGUGCAGCUCUUUUCUCUAGCUUUCAGUCACUUCUGGAUUUACUAGUGAUUUUGUAUAGAUGAUUUUUUUUUAUUUUUAUUUUUUUUAAAUAAAUGAUCUUUAAAAAGACACUUUAGUCACCAAAGUGAAUUUAGAUUCAUGUAGCAGUUUUGGUUUAUAGAUUAUGCUCCUGCAGUUUCAUUGCUCAAUUCUCUGCAAUUUAGGAGUUAAAUCACUUUGUUUACACAACCCUAGCCACACCUCCCUGCAUGUGACUUACACGGACUUCCUAAACACUUCCUGUAAAGAGUCAUCUAAUGUUUAAACUUCCUUUAUUGCAAAUUCUGUUUAAUUUAGAAUUAAUCUCCUACUGUGUUAAUAGCUUGCAAGACCUCGCUGGAGCCUCCUGUAUGUGAUUCAAGUUCAAUUUACAGAGCAGGAGAUAAAAACUUUUAGAGGCAACUUAAAAUAAGUUAACAUUUGAUUGAGCAGUGAGACUUUAGAGGCAUGAUCUAUGCACCAAAACUGUUUAAGCUAAAGUUGUUUUGUUGUCUAAAGUAUCCCUUUUAAAGGGACACUAUAGUCACCAGUGCAACUACAUGUAUUUCUAACCCUAUCGUGUUAACACGACCAUCUAGCAUCUAGCCCCCCUGGACCCUUCAUGCCUCCAUAAAUAUAGUAACUAUCUUACUGUAUUCAAGCCAGAAGCUGUAAAUCUGCAUGCUGAUACUCAGGAAAAACAAGCAGUCUGCUGACAUGUGAUAGCCUGAUCCAAUCACAGUGCUUCCCCAUAGGAUUGGCUGAGACUGACAAAGAGGCAGAUCAGGGGCAGAGCCAGCAUGAGUCAAACACAGCCCUGGCCAAUCAGCAUCUCCUCAUAGAGAUGAAUUGAAUCAAUGAAUCUCUAUGAGGAAAGUUCAGUGUCUGCAUGCAGUGGGAGGAGAAACUGAAUCACAGGAUGCUCGUGCACAGCAGAUCUCAGUGCAUGGAGGCAUAUUAUGCCUCCAUCAACUCAGAAGUCCCUCUGGUUCACUCUGAGUGACUGCAACUGCAGGUGUUCCUAGCUUUCAAUUUAAACACUGUAUUUUCCCAGAAAAUACAGUGUUUACAUUAGAAAGGCUGCAGGUAGCUAUAGGUCUCACCUGAACAACCUCAUUAAGCUGAAGUUGUUCAGGUGACUAUAGUGUCCCUUUAAAGCAAGCAUGUCAAACUCUCGGCCCGGCGAUCCGCGAUUACAUGCUUGUUGUUAAAGCAGAGUACCCACAUUGCAGGUGCCUACUCUACUAAAACUUACCUGGCCAGGGAGGAGGCCUGCGAGGGAGCUCAGUCUUCCUGCUCCUCACUGGUCCCUCACGCGCCGUCUGUAGUGAAGCCGGGCACCGUAAUAUGAUGUCAUAAUCCAGCACCCGGCAUCACUAAACCGAGCAGUGAGGAGCAGAUAGAAGAUCCCCAGGGAGAGGCCCCACAUCUGCUCCCAAAGGUAGGGAGCAAUAAAGAAAAUGUGUGUGUGUCUGUCAGUGAGUGUGUGGGGCAUUGUUGCCCUGGCUGCGACUGGACAGUGGAGUACCUGGAGGUGUAUGGAGGCACUCGACGCCACGUCACAUUCCGACGUGACAUCAACGUGCUUCACCUUCACAGGGUUUCAAGAAGUAGCGGGAGGAUCAGAUUUGGCAAAGCGUGAAGACAGCAACAUUUGGGCUAUACUAGAGGCCGGACUCGAGUCGCAUACUGGCAGUGUUAAAGUGAGUGGAGUCCUCUUGUUGGCUUGUUGGGAUUUAGUAUGAGGGGGAUGGGGGGUUUGCUGGGAUUUAAUAUGGGGGGGGGGACUGGGAUUUAGUAGGGGGUAGGGGACUCGUAUUUAGUAGACUGGGGAGGAGGUGUAAGGGGACCACUGGGAUUUAGUAGAGGGGGGUUGCUGGGGGCUUUUUUUAUACUGUACUUUUCAAAAUAAACCAAUGUUUCUAUGAAAAUGUGUAAGGUUUUUUUUGGGGGGGGGGGGGGUUUGCGGCUCACCUAAACUUUAAACCUUGUUUAUGUGGUCCAUGCUAGACUUUGAGUUUGACAUAAAGUCAAGUUGGUUGUAAGUAUGCUUUAACCCACUAAUCACUACAUAUUGUAGGCUCUCUACCCACCAUGUAAGUUUGUGCACACUGUUAUCUGGUAAAAUUUAAAAUAUAUACUAUAUACUUAAGAAUAGUUUUUCCUAGCCUCUAGGGUGGCGGACCGCUCUUCUGCAAUUGACAUAACAUGUGCAGGUUGUCAGCAUAACCGAGCCCAUAUGAAGUAGGUGACUUUUUUUUCAAUAUGCUUUCUUUCUGAACACCUUGUGGGGAAAAAAAAGCCAUCUCAAGCCUGCAUGUGGCUAGUGGAAUAUUCAUUUUGAAUAUUGGUGUGUCUGAGGGCUGUCACUGUGUGUGAAUGCUUAGAUAAUGUGUAUGGAAACGCAGCGCACUGUCUGUGUCUCUGGCUUUUGUGAAGGAAGUCUGGCAAUGUGGCUUCCUUCCGGUAUUGGUGAUAGCUCUGGCACCUAUACCUUCCCUACCAUUGUAGCACCAUUCUGUCUCUUAUAACCAGAGUGCCAGUUAGUGCUUCCCUCCUAUCAGCCUGUGCCCUCCUUUUUCCUGUAUGUGUUUUGCUCAGAUUAUGGUAUGUAUCGCAUGUCUGGGCACUGCCCCCUCCUCACCCUUCCCUGUCCCCAGGAUUCUGUGCUGGCUCUGGAAUUCCUUUUAAGGCAAAGACUCCUCUGUGAGAAAGUAAGCACAGGAAACGCAGGUUGGCAGAGGAGCUAGUUUCGUAACUCUCUCAUCACCAGCAUAUGAUGGCACAUGCUGGCCUAUAGUAUGAUCAGUUAACCUUUACAUGGCCAGAUUUCUUUGGAAAAGGGACUGCAAUAGAACUUUAGUGGUUCAGAUAAUAUCCAUGGAUUUCUGAAUAUCAGACAUCAGGUAUAUGUUUUAUAUAGUGUGAAGAAUUUUGACCAUUUGUAAAGGCUGUGAGCUUAGUUCAGCUUCUUCCUUUGAUAAUUAUGAACUAGAAUACUCAAAAAAUGGAAAUUAAGUAUAGAAACUAAAGUAUGUGUGUGCGUAUAAACAAUUUUCCUUCUUUUAAGAUAUUAGAUAAAGAAUACACAAGAUGUAUUAUUAUUUAUGUUUGUACUCUGUUAUAUAUUACUGUUGUGGUUUAUAUAUGAAGGACUUGUGAUAUGGAUAUUGUUGCCCUAUUUCAAAAUGGUGAACUACAUCGUUUAGAUAGAGCUGCUAUGAAUUGUAAAUCUGGUGAAACCCGGAAGUACCGCAAUGACGCAUACAUGAAGAUAUAAAGCACCAAGAACGGACAUUCACCAUGCACUUUGAGAAAGACCCCAAGGUCGAAACACGUUCGUGCUGGUGGAUUUUUAUUUGUAUGCAGUUGGCUUAUGCUGUAUGCCUUCUUUUACUCUGUUAUUGUAUCCAGUAAAAUUAGUGUUAUCAUUCAUUCUGGAUCCUGCUCUUCCUUUGGCACAUGAGACUUCUACAGCCUGAAUAAGCUGAUUAUUCAACUGCUAUCUAAGCCAGAGCCUGCUUGUUGUGGCUCUGGAAAGUGUGAGUGACCCAAUACCUCUGUAAUAGAUCUUUUAUAUACAUCUAACAGUAUUAUGCUAUGAUUUCUUUAUCUGUUUCAGAUCAAGAGGUUCCUCAUGUAUAAGUAUACUAUUUAAAAUUGCUGUAUUAUUGUGCACCCUCCAUUACGUUUUAUUUUCUUUUUAAACACUUAAGUGCUUUUUGAGUGAUUUUAGGCACUGGGGGUAGUUGAAUUUUUUCUGUGUGUACAUCACAGCGCCAAUCCUCCACUAUUUUCUAUUUUUUCCUGUUUGGAUUUAAUAUCUUCUUCUCUGCGUAUAAACUCUAAUUAAUAAAAAAAAAAAAAAAGUUUUAAUAAGGUCUUAUAGAAAGGAAAUUUGUUUUCCCCCUAUCCUGUAUUUGAAAGUGUUUAUUGUGAAUAUGAAAGCUACAAUCAUAGCACCAUCACCACUGCCAUCUAUUUGAGUGGUUUCGUUGCAAGCAGCCUUUGGGCGAUGUCUCUCCGGUUUUUCUUUUACACACAGGUGUAUUGAGGAUCCUACAGAGUUUGUUUGUAAAUUCCCUGUUUGGUAUUUGAUACAUGUCUAUAUUGCAUUUCAAAAGACUUGUGUAUGAUUUGAAAACUUAGUUUCCACUCCCCUCUCAACAGGAAAUCGAAGACAAAGCCAAAUGGUAAGAAGCCUGCAUCGGAAGAGAAGAAAUUGUACUUGGAACCAGAGUAUACACGCGUCCGUGUUACCGAUUUUGAAUUCAAGCAACUGGUUGCGUUACCGCAGGAGAUUGACCUCAACGAGUGGUUGGCGAGCAACAGUACGUUUUGCCUAUUACUCUUUACUCCAUCUGACUGAUUCCGGGAACAGCUUGUGUGUUUCUCUCACUACCAUAAAAUGUUUGAACAUUUAUUAUAUGCACCUGUAGCAUAAAAAUCAAACAGUCCUUUCUCUCUGCUUCUUUCAGUCACCACUUUCUUCAACCACAUUAACCUUCAGUACAGCACCAUCUCAGAGUUCUGCACAGGGGAGACCUGCCAGACUAUGGCUGCCUGCAACACGUGAGUCCAUGUCUUGACAAGUAUCGGGCUAGGAGGAGGUUCCAGCAGCAGCAGCAGCAGCUCACAUUUUAAGUCUUCGAUUUCCAGUACAUAAAAUGUUAGCACGUUAAAGUUCAAAAGGCAAAAAUAGCUGUUUGGUAAAAAUUCUUCAGUGUUUAGUAACUGUUCAUUUUAGUCUAAAUUAUGUUUCGAUUUUCAUGUGCUACAAUUCAGAUGUUAGUGGAUGGAACGUGUUCCAGCAAGAACCUUUUUAGGAACCAUUCUAUUUUUAGGUUCUUGAUUUUUCAGUUCAUUGAAUGUAAGAAUCUUAUUCACGGAAUCAGGAUGCCAUAAUUUAGACAAAAAUGACUGGUGUGGAAAAUGAUCCAACUGGACUGUAGUGACAGCUUUACCAUGUUUGCCCUUUUUUAAAAUUUGGAAUACCCCAGUAAAUGCUUUCUGCAUUGUAAAAAUAUAUUUAUUUUAUCAACCUUCUACUGGCCAUGUGAUCCAAAAAGUCUGUAUUCUGCUUUGUAAAUUACUUGGCUUUACCAGGCUUCUGUCAUAACAAAUAAGUCCAGUUUUAAAGGAACACUCUAGGAUCAGGAACACAGACAUGUAUUCCUGACCCUAUAGUGUUAAUACCAACAUCCAACCCCCCUCUUGACUCCCUAAAUAUUGUAAAAUCUUACUUGUAUUCAAGUUUGCAGCUGCUGCCCCUGACCUGCCUGCUUGGCUGACAUUAUUAGAAGUGAUUCUCUGAGCCAGUCACAAUGCUUUCCUAUAGGAUUGGCUGAGACUUUCACGGAGGCAGAUCAGGGGCAGAGCCAGCACAAUUCACAGCCCUGACCAAUCAGCAUCUCCUCAUAAAGAGGAAUUGAAUCAAUGAGGAAAGUUCACUGUAUGCAUGGAGACACUGAAUGUCAGUCACAUUGUGCAGCACUGCCCCAGGAAGCACCUCUAACAGCCAUCUGAGGAGUGGCCAGUGGAGGUAUCACUAGGCUGUAAUGUAAUGAAAAGACAGUGUUUACAGCAAAAAGCCCUAAGGGACUGAUUCUACUCACCAGAACAAAUACAACAAGCUGCAGUUGUUCUGGUGACUAUAUUGUUCCUUUAAUGUGCUCAGAAUUAUAUCUAUAAAUUGUAUUCGUGAAAUGGCUAACAAUAUACAGCAGUGCAGAAUUUGUUGGUGCUUUAUAAAUAAUAAUAAUACAAAUAUAGUUCCCUAGAGCGGAGCCUACAAAUAUAGCCACUGCUGAUAGAUGUGCUUUGCUGCAGCCCUCUUAGGAGACAGAAGUUAACGUGAGGUACAUAUAUUGUUUUACCUCUUAUGAACUGCAUAUUGAAUAUUUACCAACUGCACAGGAAUAAGGUCAUGCACAUAAUUCCUUUAAUUAUUGCUUCUUAAAGCACCCAUGCAUAUCUGGCAAAAACCUCUGAAGGUGACUUUCUAGCUCAGUGUGCAGAGACCGGGAAAAUGAAGGGAGAUAGUCUCACCUGAAACUCUCCCUUUUGGCUGUCACCAUAUCCUAUCACUUCAUUUACCAGGAGCCCACAUCACUGCUCUACUCUCAAACAUGCCCCAGCGUGAAACACUCCAGAUUUGUGGAGGAUCCUAUGAGAGUGUGGCAUCCUCCAUAGCUCCCCUUUUGUCAGGCGCAAUAGGGUGACUUUUUUUCCUUCGCCAUUUUGUCAUGGUUUGUUCGCUUUUAAUUUGGCUGUAAAACAAAGUAGUCCCUAGUUUGUUUUAUGAUAUCUUUUGAUUGUGUUGCAAUUUCAAUUAAACACCAACGCAUUCAUUGAGUGAAUAAUUCAAGAUGGUUUUUAUUCUUUACAAAAUACUGAAGUACUAUUGCAACGACAGAGAUGCUAUAAUUAGUUUAUGGAUUUGAACUUGUCCUGAGCACAUACUUCUCUUGUUACAGACAAUACUACUGGUAUGAUGAGCGGGGGAAAAAAAUAAAAUGCACAGCACCACAAUACAUAGACUUCGUCAUGAGCUCUGUACAGAAACUUGUAACAGACGAGGAUAUCUUCCCCACCAAAUACGGUGAGUGAAAAAAGACAGCAGUAUGUUGGGGCCAUUGCCCAGUUUCCUGUUAGCAUAUAGUGAGUUUUCCAAGUUAGCUUGUCUUGUUUUAAUUUAGUUGGCCUGAACACGAUUUUAUUAUAUUCAUUUAUUUAUAUUUAUCUAAAAGAUUUGUAAACGUCUGCUAUGAAGUGAACUUAUUGUUGUACAUUAUGGAAUCACAGUUAAAGGGACACUAUAGGGUCAGGAACUCAAACAUGUAUUCCUGACCCUAUAGUGUUAAAACCACCAUCUAGCCCCCUUGUCUCCCUAAAUAUAUCAAAAUCCUACUUUUAUUCAGGUCUGCAGCUGCUGCCUCUGACACUGAUCAGCCUUCUUGUCUGACAUCAUCAGAAGUGAUUCUCUGAGCCAAUCACAAUGCUUUCUCAUAGGAUUGGCUGAGACUUUCAGGCAGAUCAGGGGCAGGGCCAGCACAAGUCAAUUACAGCCCUGGCCAACUGGCAUCUCCUCCGAGAUGACUUGAAUCAAUGCAUCUCUAUGAGGAAACUUCAGUGUAUUUAUGCAGAGAGUAGAGACACUGAAUGUCAGUCACACUGUGCAGCACUGCCACAGGAAGCACCUCUAGCAGCUAUCUAAGUAGUGGCCAGUGAAGUUAUCACGAGGCUGUCAUUUAAACACUGCAUUUUGUCUGUUUACAACAAAAAGCCUGAAGAGAAUGAUUCUACUCACCAGAACAAAUGCAAUAAGCUGUAGUUGUUCUGGUGACUAUAGUGUCCCUUUAAGCUGGGGAAGAGUUGGAUUAUGGAAUGUGUAGACGGGCGUAAGAAGCAAGAUGUCAAUGACAUAAGUGACAUGUGAUGUAAGUUUUCUAACGUUUCUCCUCACCCAAAGCCUCUAAAAUACUAUAUUGUAUAUUGACCCAAGAUAUGGAAUUUUUUUAAACCUGCUAUAAUAAAUCAUUAGUCCCUUUAUGACUUGCAGAUUCUGUCAAAUUAUGGAAUUUGCUUAACCUCAUGUUGUAAAUGUGGGUAAUGUAAAGGACAUAAUGUGUUUUUGUGAGUUGUCCAUUAUGUGCUUUGAUUUUUGUUUCUGAAUUGUUCUUUUCAGAUUGAUGUUUAUUUUCUUUUUGCUAUAGGCAAGGAAUUUCCAAGCUCGUUUGAAUCUCUAGUCAAAAAGAUCUGCAGAUACUUAUUCCACGUUCUGGCCCACAUCUACUCUGCUCAUUUCAAAGAAAUUGCAGCCCUGGAGCUACAUGGACAUUUAAACACUCUCUUGAUCCACUUUCUCCUCUUUGUACGGGAGUUCAGCUUACUGGACCCCAAGGAGACCGCCAUCCUGGAUGACCUGUCUGAAAUCCUCUUCUCGGAGGACAGUAGGGAAGCAGCGGGGGCCACAGGAGGGGCACAGAACCAUGUAAAGGAGAGAUGAGCCCCCCUCCCCACUAUUGUCCCGCUUCCUCUCCUCCCACUGCCCACUCCCAACAUGCCCCAGCCCCUACAGAGCUGGACUACCUCCAAGCUCGAGCACAGGGGAUAAGUGGGUUACAGGAACUGCGAUGCCAGUUUUGGAUGUGGGGAGGGCUCUGCCUGUUAUUCCCCAGCUUGAAGGGGAGAAAACUUUGCUCUUAUCUUUAGCAGGAAGUUGCACCAAUUACCACCUUAUUUUUAUUUUGUGUCUUGAGAUUUUCUUUCUUCCUUCCAUCUUUUUGUUCUUUACUUUCUCUCCUCAUUUUGAUUCCUCCUGUUUGUGUUUUAUUUUUCUUUCUCUCUCCUCUUUUCUGGUUUAAUUCUAUUAUUCUAUUAAGAGAAAAUAUUUCCAUUUUCUAUUUUAUUUUGCUGUGGCUUUUGGAAGAACGAUAAUGGCUUCUGAUUGGGGUGACAAAUGGGUGAGAUGGACUGCCUGAGCUGAGAAGAUUAUCCUAGCUGCUGCCUGUAGUCUCCUCUUGUGGAUCGAAUCAAGUCUCCUCCCCUCACAUUUGGACAUCAACCUUCCUCUCCCCAUGCUGGGGAAGAGGGGGAUGCAGGGCGCUCACCCCUGGUUGAGGUGGAACCGUAUGGUCAGCUUCUUUUAGUUCAUCUGUUAAAUAAUGAUAUUAAUAAUAAAACAGAUUCUAUCAGUCUGUGCCGCCUCUGUGUUUAAUGUUUUGGGGUUG
Molecule: messenger RNA, 18013 nt
Organism: Pelobates cultripes (western spadefoot toad)
Lineage: Eukaryota; Metazoa; Chordata; Amphibia; Anura; Pelobatidae
Source: the annotation of a GenBank genome assembly